Molecule: messenger RNA, 895 nt
Organism: Seriola dumerili (greater amberjack)
Lineage: Eukaryota; Metazoa; Chordata; Actinopteri; Carangiformes; Carangidae
Gene: olig1
Product: oligodendrocyte transcription factor 1
Exons: 1
Coding region: 116-895 (259 amino acids)
Molecular function (GO): protein dimerization activity
Source: RefSeq, a predicted model, not a curated record
GCUUUUUUGUUUUGACUGACAGACUAUUUUUGCAUUGUCUCUCAAACGUCACCUUUUGCUGAAGAAGACUACACUGAACUUCAACUCUGAAGACUGGCACACCUCCGAGGAGACUAUGAACGUGCUGUCAAACCCAGUGAUCAGGGCCCAGGAGCAGUCUCUACCUCUCUGUGGCCCCGGGUCUGUCCAGGACUUACCUCACUGCCCUCCAGGGUUCAACCUGAGCUCUCGCCUCCACCCUGCACCAAUGCUCGGCCUCCAGAGCGGCCAAAGAUCGACCAAACCUCAGAGGGAGCUGAGCCCCGAGGAGCAGCAGGAGCUCAGGAGGAAGAUCAACAGCAGAGAGAGGAAGCGGAUGCAGGACUUGAACAUUGCCAUGGAUGCCCUGAGGGAGGUCAUGGUGCCUUACGCCUCCUCACCUUCUUCCGCCUCCUCCUCUCAGUCGCACCAGCCCGGUGCUCCUCCGGGCCGCCGGCUCUCAAAGAUCUCCACCCUGGUCCUGGCCAGGAACUACAUCCUCCUCCUGGGUUCGUCUCUGCAGGAGAUGCGGCGGCUGCUGGGGGAGGUGAGCAUCGGGAUGGGGGUGAACACAGGGCCGGUCCCUCGGCUGCUGCUCACUGGAGGGUGGCCCCUCAUCUCCGGUCCCGGUCAGCUCCUCCUCACCCAGGAAUCCCUCCUCACCUCAGCAGCCUCCUCCUCCUCAUCCUCUUCCUCCUCCACUUCAUCAUCUUCUGCAGCUAAAUGUCCCCUGCUGUCUCCGGGCCCCAUGGAGGCCUCGCUCGCCCCAGUGCAGUGGAGCUCUGCAGGGGCCUCAGGCGGGCCCCUGUGCCCCUGUGGAGUCUGCAGACUGCCCAGAUUCAGCCAUUCCACUCCGGUUCCCAGAUUCCCAAAGUGA